Messenger RNA from Lagenorhynchus albirostris (white-beaked dolphin), 4377 nucleotides. It is a transcript of the gene TLL1, whose product is annotated as tolloid like 1. Bases 349 to 3390 code for a protein of 1013 amino acids. The transcript is spliced from 21 exons. Lineage: Eukaryota; Metazoa; Chordata; Mammalia; Artiodactyla; Delphinidae. Gene Ontology annotation, molecular function: calcium ion binding; zinc ion binding; metalloendopeptidase activity. The record is from RefSeq and is a predicted model, not a curated record. Gene Ontology annotation, biological process: proteolysis.
UUGAUGUGCAGAAGGGUCUCGUCCUCCCAGGGCGGCGCCGGGUCUUGGGUGCGGGACACGCGCGGGGCCUGAGCCCGGGGACCUGGGAGCCUGAGCCCGGGAGCCUGAGCCUGGGGCAGCCGAGCCGUUGAGCCGCAGGAAGGACGGCCGCGGGGAGGCAGCCUGGCCGCGCGCCCGCCCGGACCCGCUCCGUACCUGCCCCCGCCCGCCACCUAGCCCGCGCCGGGGGACAGGCCGCCCAGCCCUCUCUCGGCCCGACGGCGCCCCAUGUCCCCAGACACCUGAGCGCCGGCCGCGCCGAGGAGCCUCCCACGAGGACAGCCACCGGUGCCCUUCCUCGCGAGGAAGAUGGGGCUGGAGACGCUUUCCCUGGGGAUGCUCGCGUGGCUGGUGGCCACGGGGGCUGUCCUCUGCGCGGAGCUGGGGGUCUGCGCCGGCCUCGACUAUGACUACACUUUCGGUGGCAACGGAGAGGAAGAGGCGGAGGCGCUGGACUACAAGGAUCCGUGCAAAGCCGCUGUGUUUUGGGGUGACAUUGCCUUAGACGAUGAAGACUUAAAUAUCUUUCAAAUUGAUAGGACAAUUGACCUUACACAGAACCCCUUUGGAAAAUUUGGACAUACCACAGGUGGAUUUGGAGACCAUGGUAUGUCAAAGAAACGAGGGGCCCUCUACCAACUUAUAGACAGGAUAAGAAGAAUUGGCUCUGGCUUGGAGCAAAACAACACAGUUAAGGAAAAAGUACCUCUAAAAUUCUCAGGGCAAAAUGAGAAAAAUCGAGUUCCCAGAGCUGCUACAUCAAGAACUGAAAGAGUAUGGCCUGGAGGUGUUAUUCCUUACGUUAUAGGAGGCAACUUCACUGGCAGCCAGCGAGCCAUGUUCAAGCAGGCCAUGAGGCACUGGGAAAAGCACACAUGUGUGACUUUCAUUGAAAGAGGGGAUGAAGAGAGUUACAUUGUAUUCACAUACAGGCCUUGUGGAUGCUGCUCCUAUGUAGGUCGGCGUGGAAAUGGACCUCAGGCUAUCUCUAUUGGCAAGAACUGUGAUAAAUUUGGAAUUGUUGUUCAUGAAUUGGGCCAUGUGAUAGGCUUUUGGCAUGAACACACACGACCAGAUCGAGAUAAUCAUGUAACUAUCAUAAGAGAAAACAUCCAGCCAGGUCAAGAGUACAAUUUUCUGAAGAUGGAGCCUGGAGAAGUGAACUCGCUUGGAGAAAGAUAUGAUUUUGACAGUAUCAUGCACUAUGCCAGGAACACCUUCUCAAGGGGGAUGUUUCUGGAUACCAUUCUCCCCUCACGUGAUGAUAAUGGCAUACGUCCAGCAAUUGGUCAGCGAACCCGUUUAAGCAAAGGAGAUAUUGCACAGGCAAGAAAGCUGUACAGAUGUCCAGCAUGUGGAGAAACCCUACAAGAAUCCAAUGGCAACCUUUCCUCUCCAGGAUUUCCAAAUGGCUACCCAUCUUAUACACACUGCAUCUGGAGAGUUUCUGUGACUGCAGGAGAGAAGAUUGUCUUAAACUUUACUACGAUGGACCUAUACAAAAGUAGUUUGUGCUGGUAUGAUUACAUUGAAGUAAGAGAUGGGUACUGGAGGAAAUCACCUCUCCUUGGUAGAUUCUGUGGGGACAAAUUGCCUGAAGUUCUAACCUCUACAGACAGCAGAAUGUGGAUUGAGUUUCGUAGCAGCAGUAAUUGGGUGGGAAAGGGCUUUGCAGCUAUCUAUGAAGCUAUCUGUGGAGGUGAGAUACGUAAAAAUGAAGGACAGAUUCAGUCUCCUAAUUACCCCGAUGACUACAGGCCGAUGAAAGAAUGUGUAUGGAAAAUAGCAGUGUCAGAAGACUGCUAUGUCGGGCUGACCUUUCAGGCCUUUGAGAUUGAGAGACAUGACAACUGUGCCUAUGACUACCUAGAAGUUCGAGAUGGAACCAGUGAAAAUAGUCCUUUAAUAGGGCGUUUUUGUGGUUAUGAUAAACCUGAAGAUAUCAGAUCUACCUCCAAUACCUUGUGGAUGAAGUUUGUUUCUGAUGGAACUGUGAACAAAGCAGGGUUCGCUGCCAAUUUUUUUAAAGAGGAAGACGAGUGUGCUAAGCCUGACCGUGGAGGCUGUGAGCAGCGUUGUCUGAACACACUGGGCAGUUACCAGUGCUCCUGCGAGCCUGGCUAUGAGCUGGGACCUGACAAAAGGACCUGCGAAGCGGCUUGCGGAGGACUUCUUACAAAACUGAAUGGCACCAUAACCACUCCAGGCUGGCCCAAGGAGUACCCUCCCAACAAACACUGCGUGUGGCAAGUGGUGGCACCAACACAGUACAGAAUUUCUAUGAAGUUUGAGUUUUUUGAAUUGGAGGGCAAUGAAGUUUGCAAAUACGAUUAUGUGGAGAUUUGGAGUGGUCUUUCUUCUGAGUCUAAAUUGCAUGGCAAGUUUUGUGGUGCUGAAGUGCCUGAAGUGAUCACAUCUCAGUUCAACAAUAUGAGAAUUGAAUUCAAAUCUGACAAUACUGUAUCCAAGAAGGGUUUCAAAGCACAUUUCUUCUCAGACAAAGAUGAGUGCUCUAAGGAUAAUGGCGGGUGCCAACAUGAGUGUGUCAACACAAUGGGAAGCUACAUGUGUCAGUGCCGUAAUGGAUUUGUGCUGCAUGAAAAUAAACAUGAUUGCAAGGAAGCUGAGUGUGAACAGAAGAUUCACAGUCCAAGUGGCUUCAUCACUAGUCCCAACUGGCCAGACAAGUACCCAAGCAGGAAAGAAUGCACAUGGGAAAUCAGUGCAACUCCUGGUCAUCGAAUCAAAUUAAUCUUUAGUGAGUUUGAGAUUGAGCAGCAUCAAGAAUGUGCUUAUGAUCAUUUGGAAGUAUUUGAUGGAGAAACGGAAAAAUCACCAAUUCUUGGACGACUGUGUGGGAACAAGAUACCAGAGCCCCUUGUGGCUACUGGAAAUAAAAUGUUUGUUCGGUUUGUUUCUGAUGCAUCUGUUCAAAGAAAAGGCUUUCAAGCCACACAUUCUACAGAGUGUGGUGGCAGACUGAAAGUGGAAUCAAAACCCAGAGAUCUGUACUCACAUGCUCAGUUUGGUGAUAACAACUAUCCAGGACAAGUUGACUGUGAAUGGCUGUUAGUGUCAGAACGGGGCUCUCGACUCGAGUUAUCCUUCCAGAUUUUUGAAGUGGAAGAAGAAGCUGACUGUGGCUAUGACUAUCUUGAGCUCUUUGACGGUCUCGAUUCAACAGCGGUGGGGCUUGGUCGAUUCUGUGGAUCAGGGCCACCAGAAGAGACCUAUUCAAUUGGUGAUACAGUUUUAAUUCAUUUUCACACUGAUGACACAAUCAGCAAGAAAGGAUUUCAUAUAAGAUACAAAAGCAUCAGAUAUCCAGAUACCACGCAUACCAAAAAUUAACACCAUAACCUCCAUCAAAACAUAAAGGAAUGGGCAUAAUGGAAAGAAGAUGUAUUUCUUUUUUAAAUGAAGAUUUUAGCACAAAGUUUUAUAUAAUGAGUUUGAGCAGAAGAAAACUGCAAGACCAGAAUUAUCUUUGUACUAAAAGAGAAGUUUCCAGCUAACCCUGAUCAACAUUACCAGGAUAUCUGAACUUCAUUCUUGACAGUAUAAAUAUAAAUAAAGUUGGUGAAAGGGCAUCUCAUGCUUCAAAGAAGACUUCACAAUCCUUUGUUCACAGCUCACCAUAGCUGCUUCACAAUUCAGACAGUCCCAUUCAGGGUCUGUGACCCUGCAGAGUGUCCGUUUUGAUAAUUUUUCAAUAUAUGGGAAAAGUAAAAUGACCUUGCAGGUCAUAAACUGGAAUACCCUCUCCUUGUAUCUUAGGAUAAUUGCUUUGACUUUGGAUCUUGAAGACAGUGUAAACCAGACCCAUAUAAGUUGUUGUGAAGUGGGAGUCUCUUGAGGGUGGUUUAUACUUUAAAUGUGGGUAUUACCAAUGCUUGGAAACUGGAAUAUUUCAGCUUCAUUAUUUUCACUUGCAGGCUAAAUUUACCUCUUUGAAACAUAAAUGAUCUCGAGACCACUUCCUUUUUACGACAUUCUGACAAGUUUGAAAUGUCAAUACUAUCUAUCAUUGCAGUUAACUCUAGAUAUCAUUUAUUUAAGUGCUGGAAAAUGCCCAGUUGAUUGGUAAACUCAGUUCUUUCAAUGAAAGUUCUGUCUUUUCAUACCAAAUUCAAGAAGACUUGUGAUGUCUUAUGAACUUGAUGAGACAACUCCCAACAGGUGUGAACAGGAUUCUUCUAAGCGACUGCCUGGAUGGUUCAUACUCAAGUUCCACUGCUGCUAUUGUCUUUCUUUUGUUGUUGAUCUGUUGUAGUUAAUGUUGAUGUUGUCAUGGUUAAUGUAUUUUUUUUAAUGAAAUGAAAUGAAGUGGAAGUAGGC